AUGUUUCAGAAAAGUCAAAACAAACAUGAAAUGUCAAAUAAAACAUUAAAAUUUCCAAAAAAUCCAAUUUCCAAAUAGAAUACAAAACUUGUAGAAAAACAUUUCUUUGUAUUGUAAAGUAAUUCUCAAUGAUACUAUCAAGAUGAUAUCUGGUGCUAAAUAUGACGUUCUGUGGUCACCGGUGCAUACUGAUAAGUUUAUUUUAUGGGGCUCCGACAUAACCUUGUAUGAAGUUGCUCCCCUGAAAGAUAUUGAAAAGAAAUCAACAUGUGUAAAGAUAUCUCCAAGCACUGGGGCGACUGUGGUCGCGUCACAGAGUGCGGGUGGCGUGCGCUGUGUGGACUUCAGCUGGAUCUCAGGACUCGCUGACCCGCUGCUGGCCCUCGGACACACCAACGGACAGGUCUCCCUCACCAGCCUCGGACAGAAUACUGAGCAGAAUGACCUUGUUGGGAAGGAGUUUUUGCCGCGCUACCCGCGUCUCUGCAACUCAGUCUCCUGGAGCCCUACUGAGCCGGGGCUGCUGGCGGCCGCGCUGGACAAGCACCGCAGUGACCACUGCAUCCUGCUGUGGGACGUGCACCGCGGGGCGCCCGCCGCGGCUGGAGGCAGUGAGUCCUCGUCCACCCCCCCGGAGGCGGCUCGUCCGCUGGCGGAGAUGGGGCUCUCGGAGACGGCGCACAGCGUGUCGUGGACGCACGCCUCCAACCGCACCCUCAUUGCCUCCAUGAACCAGCGGUCCAUCAAGAUCUUUGAUUUAAGAGACCUAUCCAACAAGGCAGUAACCGUGGCCACGACCCGCGCGUGCUACGGCGCCGCCGCCGACCCGCUGUGUCCGUGGCAGCUGGCGUCGCGCGGAGACAGCGCCGUGUGCGUGUGGGACCUGCGGCGCCCCGAGCGCGCGCUGCUCACGCUGCCGCAGCCGCGCCCCGUCGCCAAGAUACUGUGGUGUCCCACCAGACGCAACCUGUUGCUGUCCUUGCUCCGGGACUCCAGCAGUCUGCGGCUGCACGACAUCCAGCAGGCGCACAGUGCGGGGCGCGCGGAAGACGACGACGAGGAUGAGCUGUCAUCCUCCCCCUCCGCCGUCGAAGCCGUGGCGCCCGCAUCCCAGGCGGCGGCUCCGGGCGUGGUGGAGCGCGCGCUGGCGCCCCCCGCCGCGCAGCCGCUGGCCGGCGCCGCGUGGCACCCCGCCGGCCCGAGGGUGCUGGCUGUGGCGCUUAAUGGAACCCUGUCGGAGUGCGUGGUCCGCGAGCGCGUGGUGGCGCGCUUCUGGCCGGGGGGCGUGGCGGUGGGGGGCGCGGGGGGCGCGCUGCGGCUGCACCCCGCGCCGCGCGACCCCGCCGCCGCCAUGCGCCGGAGAGCGCCGCAGUACGGGCUGCAGCCGGAGCUGUGGCAGAACGCGGAGCUGGCGGAGGACGAGGCGCUGGGCACGCUGUGGCACUUCCUGUCGCUGUCGCGCUCGCUCGUCGAGGACGGCUGCAUCCGUAGCACGGACAACAAGCACCCGGGCGUGCUGACGGUGGUGGCGGGCGAGGGCGGCGGCUACCGCUCCGAGUGCGUGCCCUCGCUGUUCCCCGACCUGCCGCAUCGCCGCGUCACUAUAUAUAGAUCAGCAGAGCGCACGCGCGCCCUCCAGCUCUGCGGGUGGGGCUGGGGCUGGGAGCAGGCGGCGGCGGGGGUGGAGCGCGCGGAGGCGGGGGGCCACCCCGCCCGCGCCGCGCUGCUGGCCGCCGCGCAUCUGCGCCUGCGCACGGCGCUCGAUGUGCUGGGCAGGGCCAGUGACCCGGCGGUUAGGGUCGCUGCGCUCGCGUUUGCUGGUCUAGGCGAGGAGCGUCUGUGGCGCGAGACAGUCUCCACGGCGGCGGCCGCGCUGCAAGAGCCCUAUCUGCGGGCGCUGCUGCACUUCCUGGCCGCCACCGCCCCCGCCGCCGCCGCGCCCGCGCCGCCCGCCGCCAUGGACGCCGUGCUGAAUGAGACAGAGAUGCGUCUCGAGGACCGCGUGGCCUUCGCGUGCAUGUACCUGUGCGACACGCGCCUGCAGCAGUACCUGCGCGGGCUGGGCGCCGCCCUGGCCGACCCGCCCGCCCUCAGCGGCCUGCUGCUCACUGGCAUGUCGCCAGCGGGAGUCUCCCUGAUCCAGCGCUGGGUGGACGCGACGGGCGACGUGCAGUCGGCGGCGCUGCUGGCGGCGCGGUGCCUGCCGCCGGCUGCCAGGCGGGCGGACCCGGCCAGGCACUGGCUUGCUGAAUACCGCUCUCUGCUGGAGUCGUGGAAGCUGUGGUACCCGCGCUGCGCGGUCGACACGUUCGCCAGGGCGGGCGACGACCCCGCCGCGCCCGACCAGCUGGGCGGGAAGAGACAGGUCUGUGUAGCGUGCAGCUACUGCGGCAAGUCGGUGGCAGCGCCGCCCGCCCACGCGCGCCCCCGCCCCAGCGUGGCGCGCCUGCCGCCGCCCACCGCCAACAUGAAGCAAAUUUCCUCCUGCCCGCAUUGCCGCAAGCCGCUCCCCCGCUGCGGGGUCUGCUCCCUGCACGUGGGCACGGCGGCGGGGGGCGCGGGGGGCGCGGGGGCGCACUUCGCCGGCUGGUUCACGUGGUGCGUGGCGUGCCGGCACACGGGACACGCCACGCAUCUGAUGGAGUGGUUCAAGACUCACACGGAGUGUCCCGUGAGCUCGUGCACCUGCCGCUGCAGCACGCUGGACCCGCCCGACCGGCCGUAGCGCCCGGCGCUGACUCGGGGUGGGGGGGAUGAUGAUGAUGA
This is a messenger RNA of Plutella xylostella (diamondback moth), 2766 nucleotides long. Lineage: Eukaryota; Metazoa; Arthropoda; Insecta; Lepidoptera; Plutellidae. The record is from RefSeq and is a predicted model, not a curated record.